Messenger RNA from Dovyalis caffra, 279 nucleotides. NCBI's taxonomy places the organism in Eukaryota, Viridiplantae, Streptophyta, Magnoliopsida, Malpighiales, Salicaceae. The record is from the annotation of a GenBank genome assembly.
AUGGGAUUUGUUAUUGCCACGCUAGAUUCUGCUACCUACAAUAUCAUUUUGGCUCCUUUUUGGCUUUCUUUACCUCUUUUCACUACAUUCCCUCGCCACAUCAUUACCAACCGUCCUCCUCACCAAAAGAGCAACACCCAAAUACAGCACGUUGUUAGAUAUCAGGUUACGAACAGCAAGCCAGAAUUUGUCAACAUGUACGGGCUCCUCUCCAGCUGCUUUAUGGAACUUGCACUUCGGCAGCAGAGACACCAAGCGGCAACUAUAGUACAAGAAUGA